AUGACAGACAAACAUCCUGACCUCACCAAGGAGGUCUCCCCAGACGGUCCUGUAGGGUUCAGCCAUCAUGCAGAGGACGUUAUGACCGACCGAGAGCCCUAUGGGCCUCCCGGUCUUCGUGGUCUAAUCUCCAACCCGUUUGUCUUCCUCUGUGCGGCAUGUUCGACGCUUGGUGGUCUGGUCUUUGGCUACGAUCAAGGUGUGGUGUCCGUCAUCCUGGUUAUGGACCAAUUCCUGGAACGCUUUCCGGAGGUAUCUCCUAACGCAUCCGGUGCUGGUUUCUGGAAAGGUCUCAUGACGGCCAUGAUUGAGCUGGGGGCUCUCCUUGGUGCACUCAACCAGGGAUGGAUCGCGGACAAGAUCUCGCGACGGUACUCGAUCAUUGUUGCCGUCAUCAUCUUCACGGUUGGGUCUGUGCUGCAGACGGCCGCGGUCGACUAUCCCAUGUUGACUGUGGCUCGAUUUAUUGGAGGGGUGGGGAUCGGUAUGCUGUCGAUGGUUGCUCCGUUGUACAUUUCCGAGAUCAGCCCUCCGGAGUGCCGCGGUACUUUACUGGUGCUGGAAGAGUUUUGCAUUGUCCUUGGCAUCGUCAUCGCAUACUGGAUCACAUACGGCACCCGAUUCAUGGCGGGCGAAUGGUCCUGGAGACUCCCCUUCCUCCUGCAGAUGAUUCCCGGCUUUGUCCUCGCAGGCGGUGUCCUCGCCUUGCCCUUCUCUCCUAGAUGGCUCGCGUCCAAGGGACGAAACGAAGAAGCCCUGCAGAGUCUGUCCAAGCUGCGUCGGCUGCCUCCAUCCGACAAGCGGGUCCGUCAGGAGUACCUCGACAUCCAAGCCGAGGUCCGCUUCCACCAGGAACUGAACGCAGAAAAGCAUCCUACCCUCCAAGGAGGCGGCACCCGGAAAACCUUGCUGCUGGAAAUGGCCUCCUGGGCAGACUGCUUCAAGAAAGGAUGCUGGCGACGAACGCACGUGGGCAUAGGCCUCAUGUUCUUCCAGCAGUUUGUCGGCAUCAAUGCCCUCAUCUACUACUCCCCCACACUCUUCGGGACCAUGGGCCUAGACUACAACAUGCAACUCCUCAUGUCUGGCAUCCUCAACAUAACCCAGCUCGUCGGCGUCAUGACCAGCGUCUGGACAAUGGACAGCCUAGGCCGCCGCGUCCUCCUCCUCUGGGGCGCCCUCUUCAUGACAAUCUCCCACGUCAUCAUCGCCAUCCUCGUCGGCCUCUUCUCCAACAACUGGCCUGCCCACCGCGCCCAAGGCUGGGUCAGCGUCGCCUUCCUCUUCUUCUACAUGAUCAGCUUCGGCGCCUCCUGGGGUCCUGUCCCCUGGGCUCUUCCUUCGGAGAUCUUCCCCUCCUCCCUCCGCGCCAAGGGCGUCGCUCUCUCCACCUGCUCAAACUGGCUAAACAACUUCAUCAUCGGUCUUAUUACCCCGCCCCUGGUCGAAAACACCGGCUACGGCGCUUACGUCUUCUUCGCCGUCUUCUGUCUCCUCGCGCUCGUCUGGACCUUCUUCUUCAUCCCCGAGACCAAGGGCCGCACGCUCGAGCAGAUGGACCACGUCUUCAAGGACAAUUCCAGCGAAGAGGAGAAAGCGCGCCGACAUGCUAUCGAGGCGGAGCUGUUGCGCGCGGAGUAUGAGUAUCGGAAUGCGGAUGCUGUGGCUUGA
This is a messenger RNA of Aspergillus viridinutans, 1671 nucleotides long. RefSeq names its product sugar porter family MFS transporter. The transcript is spliced from 5 exons. Gene Ontology annotation, cellular component: membrane. NCBI's taxonomy places the organism in Eukaryota, Fungi, Ascomycota, Eurotiomycetes, Eurotiales, Aspergillaceae. Gene Ontology annotation, biological process: transmembrane transport; carbohydrate transport. The record is from RefSeq and is a predicted model, not a curated record. The coding region runs from base 1 to 1671 and encodes 556 amino acids. Gene Ontology annotation, molecular function: carbohydrate:proton symporter activity.